CAGGCCACGGGGCCGCGUCCCCUCGCCGGUCUAUAAAUACCGGCGAAGGGGAGCCAAACAAGAUCACCCACCACAACACCAUCAUCGCAUCCCAUUAGCAUCGCCAUUUUCCUUGGAGAGAAGUAGCCAGAAACAGCAGCGCCAUGGCCGGCAUCAUGCACAAGAUCGAGGAGAAGCUCCACAUGGGCGGCGGCAGCGACGAGCACAAGAAGGCGGAGGAGCACAAGAAGAAGGACGGGGAGCACAAGAAGGACGGCGAGCACAAGGAGGGCAUGAUGGAGAAGAUCAAGGACAAGAUCAGCGGCGACGGCCACGGCGACGGCAAGAAGGACGGCGACCACAAGGAGAAGAAGGACAAGAAGAAGAAGAAGGACAAGAAGCACGGCGAGGGCCACAAGGACGACGACGGCCACGGCAGCAGCAGCAGCGACAGCGACAGCGACUGAGCCAGCUCCGGCCCGCGCUCCGGCAGCGUGCAGUGAAGGCGAGAUCGAUGAUGAACACUUGGGAGAAGUGUGACAGACAUAUAUGUUGCAGGGUUUGGAGCGUGUGGUAGCAUAUGUAUGUAAUGCGUGACAUGUCUCAUGGAUCUUGUGAUGUAUAAUAAUUAGCCGGCCGCACUGCACUGCACGGUGCUUGUAAUAAUAACGUUAAUCAUGUUGGUAUUGAUACAUCUCCAUUGGUAA
Messenger RNA from Triticum urartu, 686 nucleotides. The record is from RefSeq and is a predicted model, not a curated record. NCBI's taxonomy places the organism in Eukaryota, Viridiplantae, Streptophyta, Magnoliopsida, Poales, Poaceae.